Molecule: messenger RNA, 913 nt
Organism: Rubroshorea leprosula
Lineage: Eukaryota; Viridiplantae; Streptophyta; Magnoliopsida; Malvales; Dipterocarpaceae
Source: the annotation of a GenBank genome assembly
AUCACCACCUGAGGAUUUUCUAACUGAUCUUUCUGCCUCAUCGUCAUUGAGUAAACAGAAUUCCAUUUUUUCCCUCACACUUGGUGAAAUUCAACUCAAGAGUGGGAAGAGUGUUGGGUCCAUGAGCAUGGAUGAGUUCCUAGCCAACUUGUGGAAUAAUGUUGAGGAAAAUCAGGUUUCAUCCUAUCCCAACCAGAACCAGAAUGAAACCAUCGAUGAGAAAUUAGACUCAGCUAAUCAACCCACUUUAGCACACCAAGGCUCAUUUUCCAUCCCUACCCCCCUGUGCAAGAAAACUGUGGAUGAAGUAUGGUUUGAAAUACAGAAAGAUCUACCACAAGGCCGUAAAGCGAAUAACAUUAUUGGCGAUCAACAUGAACCACAAAGACAACAUACUUGUGGGGAGAUGACAUUGGAAGAUUUUCGUGUGAAAGAUGGGAUUGUUCAGGAACAGUCACAUUCUUCUCAGCAAAGGAAGGUGAUUCCUCCUCAGAACAACAAUCCAAGCAACAAUUUCAGUACUGCCAAAGGUUAUGCAACAACAUACCCAACCUUCCCCCUGAACAGAAGUUUAUUUGGAGAGUCAUCUACCAAUGCUGAAAAUGGGAACACUGCUCAGUGCUUGCUAGAGUCUGUUGCAGUGCCGAACAAAAGGAGUGUUAUAUAUGGCCCCCCAAGCUGGUUGUAGAAAGGAGACAACGUCGAAUGAUAAAGAAUCAGGAGUCCGCAACAAGAUCUCGAGCAAGGAAACAGGUUCUACGUCUAUAUAAUAUGAAUGUGCUUCCGUAGAGCUGUGCAUUGUAACUUGGGAACCUUUUUUUUCUUAACUGAACUGCUAUGGUCUCACACUUCAUUAAUUAUAAUUAACUUGUUUCUGUAUGUAAUACUUUUAAAUUAAACAUUAAACUAAGAU